Molecule: messenger RNA, 1507 nt
Organism: Cicer arietinum (chickpea)
Lineage: Eukaryota; Viridiplantae; Streptophyta; Magnoliopsida; Fabales; Fabaceae
Source: RefSeq, a predicted model, not a curated record
UGAAAAAAAUAUUCUAUAUAUUUAAUUUUUUGAAAACCUUUUGAAGGUUUCAAGAGCACAAGGAAAAGAGACAAAAUGCUUGAAAUUUGUCUUUCUCUCAAGAGAAAGCUUCAAUGCAAACCAAACCCAAAACAAGUUCAUGAUCCAAAGACAUGUAGGAGCAAAAAAGGUAAUCAAAGAACAAAGUCAAGUUUACUUGAUCAUUCAAAAAUCCAAGGUGUCAUCCAAGGAAGCAAGAGGUACUUAAAAAAUUCAUCAAGUUUCAAACCAAAACAUAACAUUGAAAUUAGUGAUCUUAUAAACUAUGAAACUGUUCAUGACGGUUCAAUAAGUCAAAUUUGUCCAUGUUGUGUUUCUCGUCAAAGCAAUAGUGGUAGUAAGGAUUUUGAAGGUUCUUAUAGAACAACAAAAAGGGCUUCUACAUCUUCAAGGAUAACCAAUCCUUUUGAUUAUAGUGAAGCAAAUGUGUCAUAUAAAACAAGGUUGUUGGUUCAGGUGGAUUCUGUUGGUCCUUCAAUAUUGAUAUGUUACAAAUGUGGUGAGAAACUGAAAAACCUUGUUGCUGUUGAAACACACCAUAUCACUGAGCAUUCAGUGGCUGAACUUCAAGAAGAUUCAUCUAGGCAAAUUGUUGAAACAAUAUGUGGAAGUGGAACAAGCUCUGUUAGUUCUGAAUUGAGUCAGAUUGAUUGUAUCUUAAAAGUCCACAACAUGUCAAAAAGCUUUACAUGCUUUGAGGAAUAUAGAGAAAUGAUAAAGAUUAAAUCCAACAAGCUACAUCAUAAGAAUCAUCCACGUUGCAUGGUUGAUGGAAAUGAGCUUUUAAGGUUUCAUGGCACUAGCAUUGCAUGUUCUCUUGGCACAAAUAGCUCUUAUAGCCUAUGCACUUUAGACUAUUGUGGUGUAUGUCAAAUUCUAAGGCAUGGUUUCUCUACUAACAAGGAAUUUCAAGGUGCAUUAGGUGUUUACACAACUUCUACAAGUGGAAAAGCUUUUGAUUCUAUUAGACUAUGUGAUGAGAGACCAUUUACAAGAAAAUCAGUUAUAGUGUGUAGAGUAAUAGCUGGGAGAGUUCAUUGUCCUUUUGAAGAAAAAGUUGAUUCAGGAUUUGAUUCCUUGGCAGAAAAGAUUAGUAAUCAUUCAGAUAUUGAGGAACUAUAUUUGUUGAAUCCUAAAGCUCUGCUUCCAUGCUUUGUGGUAAUCUACAAGCAAUAAAAAAUGAAAUUCAAAAGUUCCACUAAAGUCUAAGGGUAAGCACCGGUAGCAUGAAAUUGGAUUUCCUGUUACAAAUUUGAACUGUCUUAUAUCAAAUCAGCGGUUGAAUUUUUUAUUCUUUCAAAUAUUUUUUAUUUAUUUACUUGUGAUGUUUAGGUAAAAUAUUUAUUAAAGUUGUACAACAUUCUCACCGGUUGGAUUAACAGCUUUAAUUGUUGCAAUAUCUGGUAGGCCAAAUGUUAAUUAAGUUUAUGAUUAUGUUCUAUAAAACACACUGGAUGCUUGUUGGCAA